Messenger RNA from Rhincodon typus (whale shark), 401 nucleotides. Its product is annotated as NEDD4-like E3 ubiquitin-protein ligase WWP2. The transcript has 4 exons. Lineage: Eukaryota; Metazoa; Chordata; Chondrichthyes; Orectolobiformes; Rhincodontidae. The record is from RefSeq and is a predicted model, not a curated record. Bases 16 to 312 code for a protein of 98 amino acids.
ACUUUUGUACAUCGAAUGUACAUAUUGUGGACUUGGUUAGAGGUUUUGAAAGCAAAGCUGAGAGUCCCCAAAUCAGCAAGGAUCAGUUGUUACAUUGAGGUGACAGUGGAUGGUCUGAACAGUGAAACAAAGAAAACUGGAAAACGAAAUGGAAACCUCCAUCCACAAUGGAAUGAGACAUUGACCUUGCAUGUAACGCCACAGAGCAAAUUGGAGCUGAAAGUCUGGAACAGUCAUACCUUGAAAAAUGAACUCUUUGGCAGUGUGACUCUUGAUGUCUGUGACAUUUUAAAGAAGAACAAUGGAAAGUGAAAGAAAGGUCCGAUUCCUCUGCUUCACUUGUCUGAAAAUCUAUCCAGAAGUCUGUGCUGAUGGAAUGUCAGAUCAGAUCAGCAAUGGGG